UAAAUUACUGUCAGCAGUUAACCAAUGGCAGGAGCCGUUUCAUCCGCUCCACCAGGAGCAGGAUCAAAAGUGAGCCUUUUCUGAUUGCUGCAUAGUGUCAAUUGGCCAAUCUCUUUUCCCAGGGAGGAAAAAAAAAAAGUAAAUCAAACCUUUGAGAAGCAUUUGCUGGUGGAAGUGCUUUCCGUCUAGUGAGGGGGGUCUGUGGAUUUUCUAGUUUAUGAUCUAUAUAGCACUUUAAAAGCCAGGGCCGGGGGGCGAUUAUUCUGGUUCUAGAGCUAUGCAGUUAGAGCACUGUCUUUCUCCUUCUAUCAUGCUCUCCAAGAAAUUUCUCAAUGUAAGCAGCAGCUACCCACAUUCGGGCGGAUCCGAGCUUGUCUUGCACGAUCAUCCCAUUAUCUCGACCGCUGACAACCUGGAGAGAAGUUCACCUUUGAAAAAAAUCACCAGGGGGAUGACGAAUCAGUCAGAUACGGACAAUUUUCCUGACUCCAAGGACUCACCAGGGGACGUCCAGAGAAGUAAACUCUCUCCUGUCUUGGACGGGGUCUCUGAGCUUCGUCACAGUUUCGAUGGAUCUGCUGCAGAUCGCUAUCUGCUCUCUCAGUCCAGCCAGCCCCAGUCCGCUGCCACUGCUCCCAGCACCAUGUUCCCGUACCCCGGCCAGCACGGACCGGCUCACCCUGCCUUCUCCAUCGGCAGCCCCGGCCGCUACAUGGCACACCACCCCGUCAUCACCAAUGGAGCCUACAACAGCCUCCUGUCCAAUUCUUCGCCUCAAGGCUACCCCGCGGCGGGCUACCCUUACCCCCAGCAAUACGGGCACUCCUACCAAAGCGCGCCUUUCUACCAGUUCUCCUCCAGCCAGCCCGGGCUGGUGCCCGGCAAGGCUCAGGUCUACCUGUGCAACAGGCCACUCUGGCUGAAAUUUCACCGGCAUCAGACCGAGAUGAUCAUCACCAAACAGGGAAGGCGCAUGUUUCCUUUUUUAAGUUUUAACAUUUCUGGUCUCGAUCCCACGGCUCAUUACAAUAUUUUUGUGGAUGUAAUUUUGGCGGAUCCCAAUCACUGGAGAUUUCAAGGCGGCAAAUGGGUUCCUUGCGGCAAAGCGGACACCAAUGUACAAGGAAACCGGGUUUACAUGCACCCCGAUUCCCCCAAUACCGGGGCUCACUGGAUGCGCCAGGAAAUCUCUUUUGGAAAAUUAAAACUUACAAACAACAAAGGAGCUUCAAACAACAACGGGCAGAUGGUCGUUUUGCAGUCUUUGCACAAGUACCAGCCCCGCUUGCAUGUGGUCGAAGUGAACGAAGACGGCACCGAGGAUACCAACCAGCCAGGCAGAGUUCAGACUUUCACCUUCCCCGAGACCCAGUUCAUUGCGGUCACCGCCUACCAAAACACCGAUAUUACCCAACUGAAAAUAGAUCACAACCCCUUCGCCAAAGGCUUUCGGGACAACUAUGACACCAUCUACACGGGCUGCGACAUGGACCGGCUGACCCCGUCGCCCAACGACUCCCCGCGGUCGCAGAUCGUGCCGGGCGCCCGCUACGCCAUGGCCGGCUCCUUCCUGCAGGACCAGUUCGUCAGCAACUACGCCAAGGCCCGUUUCCACCCGGGCGCGGGCGCCGGGCCGGGCCCGGGCAGCGACCGCAGCGUCCCGCACACCAACGGGCUGCUGUCCCCGCAGCAGGCGGAGGAGCCCGGCGGCCCGGCGCCGCAGCGCUGGUUCGUCACGCCGGCCAACAACCGGCUGGACUUCGCGGCCGCGGCCUCGGCCUACGACACGGCCACCGACUUCGCCGGCAACGCCGCCACGCUGCUGUCCUACGCGGCGGCCGGGGUGAAAGCGCUCCCCCUGCAGGCGGCCGGCUGCACGGCGCGGCCGCUCGGCUACUACGCGGCCGCCGACCCGUCGGGCUGGGCCGCCCGCAGCCCCCCGCAGUACUGCGCCGGCAAGGCGGGCUCCAUGCUGUCCUGCUGGCCCAACAGCGCGGCCGCCGCCGCCCGCAUGGCCGGGGCCGGCGGGGGAGCCGGGGGAGGAGGCCCCGGCGGCGGCGGAGGAGGCGGCGGAGGCGGCGGAGGAGGCGGCGGAGGCGGCCACGGCCACCCCUACCUGGGCGAGGAGGCCGAGAGCCUGGCCGCCGAGCGCUCGCCGCUGCCCGGGCCCGAGGACGCCAAGCCCAAGGACCUGUCCGACUCCAGCUGGAUCGAGACCCCCUCGUCCAUCAAGUCCAUCGACUCCACCGACUCUGGGAUUUACGAGCAGGCCAAGCGGCGGCGGAUCUCGCCCUCGGACACGCCCGUGUCCGAGAGCUCCUCUCCCCUGAAGAGCGAGGGCUUGGCCCAGAGGGACUGCGACAAGACCUGCGCCAAGGACAUAGGCUACUACGGCUUCUAUUCGCACAGCUAGACUCCCCCCGGCCGCCCCAGCCCUCCCGGCCCCCAGCCCACCUAUAAAUACUCAGACGCACCGCCCCUCCUCCUCCUCCUCCUCCUCCUCCUCCUCCUCUUCUCUUCCUUCUCCCCCCGUCCUCCUCCUCCUCCUCCUCCUCCUCCCACGCCCACCCCUCCGUCCCUCUCCCGUGCCGUCCUUUUGAUUUCGUUCCUCGUCCUCUCGUGACCUCCCCCUCUCCCCGGCCCCACCAUCACCAUCUUCAGUGAAUAAAUACAGACAGGUCUCCGGAUGUGUUUUUAACCUUUUUGCACAGCAAUCUCUGCAGUUAGCGCACUGAUCUUCAGCUUUAGCUGUACAUUCUCUUCUUUUUAAUUUCCCUCCCCAGUGAAGAGUUUCCUCCCUAGGUGAAUCUCCCCCGUCUCUCUCGACUUUUCAGUCUCCGCACUCUCACUCUCUCUCUCUGUUCUCUCUCUCUUUCUCUCCCCCCAUCCCUUCUGACUCUCCCACUCUCUUCUUUCCGACUCCGACUUUUCUCCCUGUCACUCACACUCCUUCUCCUCUCCUCCCCCCUCUGUGAAUUGUAAUGAAAUCCGUCACUUUUAGGAGAUCUGGCCGGUCCUUAGCCCUGCCAGUCAAGGGCCAAGCAGAGCAGCAAUUCCAAUCCAAUUUCCAGUCCCAUUUCUCUAUUUCCCCCCUCCCCCCCCCCCCGACUCUGCCCUCCACCUCACCCCCUCCACCCUCCCACCCACCCCCCCCGAUAAGUAGGAUGUCGACUCUAGAAACUGGGACCAUUCAGCGCUUCCUUCCUUAUCCAUGAAUGGAUGGAUGGAUGGUAGGGAUGUUAAUAACGUUAGUGGAACAAAGCCUGUGAAAUGCCUGUACAUAGUGUUAAUUUAUUGUAACGAAUGGGUAGUUUUUAUUCUUAUCGUGAAGACACAAAACCAGUUCAUGCUUAACUUUCUCAAUUCUUUUUUUUUCCCGAGAAACGGUUAACUAUAACUUAAGAGGCUCCGGAAAUGUGAAAUGGCCAAUAGCUCUACAGCAGUGAGUAAUGGGUUUCUCACUUCCCUGCAAUCCCUCGCAUGGAAUAAUUACUCUGUGCCCUAGGUGCACACAACAGCCAAGGCGACCCUACCCAAGCUCCCGGAAAGAAUAGAAAUCUGUUUUUAUAGGGAAGUCGAUUAAGUGGCUCGACGCCUCCAAAAAGCGAAGUUAACUGAAUUUGAGGUUUUUUUUUUAUUUUUUCUAAAUCGAAUAUCUCGACAUCAGCAAUAUUAUUUUGCCUUAUUUGUUUUUCCCAAAGUGCCAAAUCCAUUACUGGUCUGUGCAGGUGCCAAAUAUGCUGACAAACUGUUUCCACAUUUCUUUUCCGUCCCUCCCCCUUUAUAUGCUGUAAAUCUUUGUAAUGAAUAAUCUACAAACGAUAUAGAUGAUUGAAUUGUUGGUAACUAUAGUGUAGUCCAGUGAAGAUGAAUUGUGUGAGUUGUAUAUUUUACUGCAUUUUAGUUUUGAUAAUGACUUUUUCCCCUAAUGUAGAAAACAGCUGAAAUCUGACUUCCUUGAGCAAACACUAGCAUUGGUGAGAGUAAAACUAUACCCCCACCCCCCGUAAGUCUUGUUACAUUUGAAAAGGAGCAUAAAAUCCCCCUCCCCCCCGGAAGUAGAUGAGUAGGAUUUCGAAUGUUGUGUAGAAAAACUAUACAAUAACUUUUUUUGUAUUUUAAAUUACAACGUGAAAUAUGCAUCAGGCACAAUAUUCAAUCUAGAUUCCAGUCGAAGGUUGCGGGGUGGGGGUGGGGGGGAG
Messenger RNA from Ornithorhynchus anatinus (platypus), 4202 nucleotides. RefSeq names its product T-box brain transcription factor 1 (gene TBR1). Gene Ontology annotation, molecular function: RNA polymerase II cis-regulatory region sequence-specific DNA binding; DNA-binding transcription factor activity, RNA polymerase II-specific. Bases 278 to 2413 code for a protein of 711 amino acids. Lineage: Eukaryota; Metazoa; Chordata; Mammalia; Monotremata; Ornithorhynchidae. The record is from RefSeq and is a predicted model, not a curated record. Gene Ontology annotation, cellular component: nucleus. Gene Ontology annotation, biological process: positive regulation of DNA-templated transcription; regulation of neuron projection development; cell fate specification. The transcript has 6 exons.